AUGGAAAUCUUGCAAAUGAAACAAAAAAAAAAAAAAAAUCUGAGGUGCGGUGUAAAAAGCCAAGUUGAAAAGGAGCUGGUGGAGUAUCUGGGUGACUCGGAGGAGGAAAAGGAGGAGGAGAACCCAGAGGUGCUGAGGUUGAGGGCCAAGCUCGACAAGCGGGCAGCCAAGAUUCGCCGCCUGAAGGCCGAGAACGAGGGCCUGCUUAAACUAAACCACGAGCUGCUGCUUGCUCUUUGCGCAAAAGUGCUUGGAAAAGCCCUUCCUGAACAAGUGCCAGGGGUCGCUGUAACAGCGGCUGUUCAAGCGGGGAUCUCCGUGCCCAUUGGAGCCUCACCUAGGCGAGUCCCAGCUCCACCUAGGCCAGUCCCAGUGGCACACGCGGCCAAAGAUGGUAAGAAACAUUUAGUAGCGCUUAUCACCAGCAUUGUGCUGUGA
Molecule: messenger RNA, 438 nt
Organism: Ixodes scapularis (black-legged tick)
Lineage: Eukaryota; Metazoa; Arthropoda; Arachnida; Ixodida; Ixodidae
Exons: 4
Coding region: 1-438 (145 amino acids)
Source: RefSeq, a predicted model, not a curated record